CCGUACGGCUCGGAUAGCUCUCUGACGGACGAGGAGGAUUCCUCGGUCGUCCAAGUAUCCCUGCCUUCAGACGGGAGCCAUGAAAACCAGGACUAUGAUGAGUGGGCACAUCUGUCAUAUCCAGAUGAAUUGAAACCGUCUGAUUCAGCCUCUCGACCAAGGACAUCGCACCGUACCCGCUCGCUCCACGGUUCGCGCUCGGCUUCGGGCCGCCGCCAACCAUCGCGCCGCCAGAUGAUCGAACGCGAGUCCAUGGGCCCUCGAGCCCGGCAACGACACCGUUCCCCAGAAUCGCCCGGCAGCGUCGGGUCAGAAGAUUAUCCAGAAAACUAUGCGCGAAACACUCAUGAUCGACGGUGGCCUCCCCCUCCCGCCCCGCCUGCCGGCUACGCCCAGAGCGCUUCCUCUGGUCCAUCCUUUAACGCCUACCCUCCGGCAACUGGACAUGCUCCCUACCCACAUGCCAACGGCCCUCUGCCGAGCGAUCAACUUAUUCGCUUCGGUCAUGCCAACCCGGCCGGCCAGCCAUAUGGCCCUGGUCAUGGCCCCUAUCCCUAUGGCGCUCAGCUACCAUCAUCCGGCGCUCCUAUGUACCCUCCAUACUAUGCGCAAGACCAAGCACACCGACAUCCUCGUCCGCCGCCCCAGCCACGAAUCGACCCGCACAACCCCUCUCAACCCCCUAUGCAUCCCAUGGGCGGUCAUGGCCCUUCGCCCUAUGCGGCUUCUCCUUUCCAUCACGAGAUGAUUCCCUAUGCCCCCAAUGGCUAUUAUAACUAUCGCGAUCCCUAUUCCCUCGUUCAGGGCAUGAUGCCACAGUCCUAUUUUCCUUCAUAUCCUCAAGUGCCUUCUCCGCCUCAGCAAGAGGCGGCCUCCCCACCAGCCCCGACCCCAGCUUCAGCUCCCGCUCCUCCACCCGCAGACGCUGCGAAGGAUGAAGCGAUCGCACGUCUGGAGAAACUGAUCUUGGACGAUCGCACGGAACGCGAGAACAAAGAAGCAGCCCGUGUGGCAGCGAUCGAGCGUGAGGCCGCCGAGGCUGCGGCUAAAGCGCAGCAGCUUGCACAUGACCGCAAGAUCACCGAGGAGGCUGCUAUGCUCGCUCGCGCAGAUGCCGAGAAAAGGGCAGCCGAGGACGCAGCUAAGGCGAAAGAAGAAGCAGAGAAAGCUGCUGCUGCUGCCGCCUCAGAAGCCGCCGCUGCAGCAACGGCUGCGGCAGCGGAAGCGGCCGCAACAGCAUCAGCGACAGCCGCUGCUGCUGCUGCAGAUGCUUCGAGCAAACCUGCCCCAGAGAAGAAAAAGCCAAUCAAGUUUAAAGAUGCCGUUGGCCGGAAGUUCAGCUUUCCCUUUGAGCUGUGCAGCACAUGGCAGGGAAUGGAAGACCUAAUUAAACAAGCCUUUCUUCACAUCGAGGUCAUUGGACCUCACGUCGCGGAGGGACACUACGAUCUUGUCGGGCCCAACGGCGAUAUCAUUCUACCUCAGGUUUGGGAGACGGUAGUCGAGCCCGACUGGACAAUCACCAUGCAUAUGUGGCCGAUUCCAGAGAAGCCAAAGGAGCCUGAUCCCGCUCCAGCGGCUGACCCUCUGCCUGCCGCGAAGUCGGAUGCUCCUCCAGCCGCACCGGAAAAGAAGAAAGAAGGCAGCAAAAAACCCAAAGCGAAAGGUCCCACUCCCAUGACUGGAGGCUUUGCCAAUUGGAUGAUGGGUGGUCGCAACCCGCAGAGGGUCAGCAAGACCCCCAAGGCUGAGAAAAAGGCCGAACCAGCCGCCUAA
Molecule: messenger RNA, 1776 nt
Organism: Penicillium atrosanguineum
Lineage: Eukaryota; Fungi; Ascomycota; Eurotiomycetes; Eurotiales; Aspergillaceae
Exons: 3
Source: RefSeq, a predicted model, not a curated record